AUGCUUGAAAAAGUGUUGACAAGUCAAACAAAUACUAAAAAGACAUUAUCUGGGUUAUCAGAGACAGUGGUUUCUCACACAGUGGCUAUUCAAAACCUUGAACAGCAGAUGCGUGAUCUUUCCAGAGAGCAGCAUCCUACUAGAAAGGGAGGACUUCCUAGUGAUACUAUUCCAAACUCGAAGAAUGGUGGUGGUGUGGAGCGUACUUUUGGUAUUAGCACGAAAAGCAGUAAAAUACUUCAAGGUGCUGACAAGAAGGAGGUUAAUCUAGAUUUGGUUAUUGAGGAGGAAAAGGUGCAUUCUAAUGUACCUAUAGUAGAUGAUGAGGUCCAGGUUAAAGAGAAAGAUGAUGAUGUUACUGCUGAUACUAGGAAACAGAUGAUAAAAGGGUUAACGGUGAAUUUUGCAUUCUUAGAUGUUGUCAAAGAGAUGAUCGGAUUUGCCAAGUUUGUGAAAGACCUGCUUAUGAAGAAGAGGUCUGUUCAACACGAGACAGUGAAUUUAACUCAUCGUGUGAGUUCGAUUAUUGUUUCCAUUACAGUUCAGAAGAAGGGAGAUGCAGGGGCGUUUACCAUUCCGUCAUUAGUGAUUGAAGAACAAAUUGGGCAAUCAGUGGAGAUUUUGUGCGAGUACAGACAUGCUAUUUGUUGUACCAUAGCAGACAUUCGGGGCAUUCCUUCUGGUAUUUAUGAGGAUAAAAUUCAGCUAGAGAAGGAUAGGAAGCUGAAUGUUAAACAUCAGCGGAGAUUGAACCAAAAUAUGAAGCUGAAUUCAGCUACUUGUAAAGACCAUUUUCCCAUGCCUUUCAUUGAUCAGAUGCUUCAUAGGCUGGCUGGGAGGAGCUUCAUCAAAGAUUUAUCCAAGAUUUCUAACCCGAUGUGCAAGCUUCUUAAAAAAGAGGCUAAGUUUGAGUUUGAUGACAAGUGUCGAAAGGCAUUUGAUGAAUUCAAGGAGCGUCUCACUUCUGCUCCUGUUAUUGUUACUCUUGAUUGGUCCCUGCCGUUUGAGUUGAUGUGUGAUACUAGUGGUUUCGCGAUUGGUGUUGUGCUUGGCCAGAGGCACAAUAAAAUUAUGCACCUGAUAUACUGUGCUAUUAGGACUCUUAAUGCAGCACAGAUGAACUACACAAUGACUGAGCAAGAGCUGCUUGCUAUAGUAUAUGCUUUUCAAAAGUUUCAGUCCUAUUUGUUGGGGUCUAAGGUUGUGGUGUACGCUGACCAUGCUGCGUUGAUGCAUCUUGUGGAAAAAAAGGAAGCUAAGUCACGACUGAUUCAUUGGGUCCUUUUGUUGCAAGAGUUCGAUUUUGAGGUGAAGGAUUGA
This is a messenger RNA of Lycium barbarum (goji berry), 1320 nucleotides long. RefSeq lists its product as uncharacterized. The coding region runs from base 1 to 1320 and encodes 439 amino acids. The record is from RefSeq and is a predicted model, not a curated record. NCBI's taxonomy places the organism in Eukaryota, Viridiplantae, Streptophyta, Magnoliopsida, Solanales, Solanaceae. The transcript has 5 exons.